Molecule: messenger RNA, 1672 nt
Organism: Juglans regia (Persian walnut)
Lineage: Eukaryota; Viridiplantae; Streptophyta; Magnoliopsida; Fagales; Juglandaceae
Product: protein trichome birefringence-like 33
Exons: 6
Coding region: 128-1396 (422 amino acids)
Cellular component (GO): Golgi apparatus
Molecular function (GO): O-acetyltransferase activity
Source: RefSeq, a predicted model, not a curated record
GCCAGCAUACCAAUGACAUCUCCAACCUACUUAGUUCCUAUAUUUAAUUGAAUAGGCAUGCAUAACAACAUGUUAACUCUCAACAGAGGCUCCCAACAAAGACUUUCAUACGCAUACAUACAAACAAAUGAAGCCACCGCUCUCGGCUUCCUCUCAUGUUCUCCGGAAGGCUCGUCUCUUUCCCUACCUUGUCACCUUACUAUCUUUCAUUGUUUUCGUCGCCGUUCUCUACGGCGAGGAUUUCAUUUGCCUCUUCAGCCAGCCACUCCAACUCGGCUCUUAUCGAUACCAACCCUCCACCAGAACCGAGAAGAAGUGGAAGAAGUUGCCGUUCGCCUUAGGUAAGACCGAGGAGGGGUGUGAUGUGUUCAGCGGGAGGUGGGUUUGGGACGAGUCGACUCGGCCUCUUUACCAAGAGUCGGAGUGUCCGUAUAUACAGCCACAGUUGACUUGCCAGGAACGUGGACGGCCCGAGAAGGAUUAUCAGCAUUGGAGAUGGCAGCCUCAUGAUUGCUCUCUUGCCAGCUUCAAUGCCACAUUGAUGCUUGAGACACUCCGAGGAAAAAGAAUGAUGUUCGUCGGAGAUUCAUUGAAUCGGGGUCAGUAUGUUUCAUUUGUUUGUCUUCUUCAUUCAAUUAUACCCGAGGAUGCCAAAUCCAUGGAAACUUUUGAUUCAUUGACCGUUUUCACAGCUAAGGAUUACAAUGCCACAAUCGAGUUCUAUUGGGCGCCAUUUCUUCUUGAAUCAAACUCAGAUAAUGCUGUCGUUCAUAGGAUAUCUGAUAGGAUUGUUAAGAAAGGAUCAAUCAAUAAGCAUGGCCGGCAUUGGAAAGGUGUUGAUAUACUAGUAUUCAAUACCUAUCUUUGGUGGAUGACCGGCUUGAAGAUGAAGAUAUUGCUGGGAUCUUUCGAUGAUGAAGUGAAAGAUAUUGUGGAGGUGUCAACUGAGGAUGCUUAUCGAAUGGCAAUGAAAAGUAUGUUGAGAUGGGUGCGGAAGAAUAUGAACCCUAAGAAGACAAGGGUCUUCUUCACUAGCAUGUCGCCUUCUCAUGCAAAGAGCAUAGACUGGGGAGGUGAACCAGGUCUCAACUGUUACAACGAGACAACUCUGAUUGAAGAUCCCAAUUAUUGGGGCUCAGAUUGCCGGAGGAGCAUAAUGCAAGUGAUAGGAGAAGUAUUCGAUAAAUCGAAGUUUCCCAUUACAUUUCUCAACAUCACUCAACUCUCAAGUUAUCGCAAAGAUGCCCACACUUCAAUCUACAAGAAGCAAUGGAGCCCAUUAACUCCUGAACAGUUAGCAAACCCUGUUAGCUAUGCUGAUUGCGUGCAUUGGUGUCUGCCUGGUCUUCAAGAUACUUGGAAUGAGCUUCUUUUUGCCAAGCUAUUCUAUCCUUAAUGCUCUUGCCUCAGCUUUCAGAUGGCCUCGUGGAGUGGAGGAGCUAGAGCAUGCAAUCAGUUGCAUUUUAACCUACUUCGUUUGAAACAGUGACUUUGAAAGAAGGGUACUGCAUGUGGGGAGAGAAUGAUGAAAGGGAAAAAAAAAUGGUCUCUACGUGUAAACUGUAAAAUAAUAGUGAUUGUUGCAAAGGGAAAUGGAAGCUGAGCAAGAAAAUUAAAUUGAUUUUUUGUAAUCAAAACAUAAAACUAAAAAAAUAUGAGAUGAUUUUGGUCC